Dipodomys ordii (Ord's kangaroo rat) is the source of this 1804-nucleotide messenger RNA. It is a transcript of the gene Pacc1, whose product is annotated as transmembrane protein 206. The transcript is spliced from 8 exons. The record is from RefSeq and is a predicted model, not a curated record. The coding region runs from base 1 to 1050 and encodes 349 amino acids. Gene Ontology annotation, cellular component: cell surface. NCBI's taxonomy places the organism in Eukaryota, Metazoa, Chordata, Mammalia, Rodentia, Heteromyidae.
AUGGAGAGCGCGCAGGGCCCGCAGCGCAAAGCCAGGGCGCGUUCCCGACCCCGCCACCAGGGCCGCCCCGAGGGCGGGGACACCCAUCCCCGCCUCCGCCCCUCCCCCGGCGGUGCCCCGCACAGGCCCCGCCGCCCCGCGCCCACUGGCGAGAACGUCGGAGACGCGGCGCAUGCGCAGAGCGCCGCCACGCCUGGUCUCCCCCCCCCCCGGCCGCCCCCCACGCUGCUCGGAGCUUGUCCUGCUCAGUCAGAGCCGAGCCGGCAAAUCCCCGCGUGGCGGCUGAGGCGCCGCGGCGCUCGCUCCUGGUGCCUCCCGGGCCGUAGCGGGCUCAGGUGCGCCUUAGCUCGGCUCAGUGCCAUGAUCCGGCAGGAACUCUCCACAUCCUACCAGGAGCUGAGUGAGGAGUUGGAACAAGUGAUUGAGAACUCAGAUCAGGCAGACCAGGAGACAGACAAAGUCCAAGGUCCAAGUGCUUUACCGGUCCCUAAGAAAGUUGCCCUGAUUGUCCGGGGGCCCCGGGAAGUAAAGAAGCGGGAGCUAGUCUUCCUCCAGUUCCGCCUGAACCAGAGCAAUGAGGACUUCAGCGCUAUCGAUUACCUCCUCUUCUCCUCAUUCCAGGAAUUCCUGCAGAGCCCAGACAGGGCAGGCUUCAUGCAGGCCUGUGAGAGUGCCUACUCCAGCUGGAAGUUCUCUGGGGGCUUCCGCACCUGGGUUAAGAUGUCACUGGUGGAGACCAAGGAGGAGGAUGGACGGGAGGCAGUGGAAUUCCGGCAAGAGACCAGUGUGGUUAACUACAAUGACCAGAGGCCAGCUGCUGAGAAAAGCAUUCAGUUGUUCUUUGUGGUCUUCGAGUGGAAAGAUCCUUUCAUACAGAAAGUCCAAGAUAUAAUCACAGCCAAUCCUUGGAACACAAUUGCUCUUCUUUGUGGAGCCUUCUUGGCAUUAUUUAAAGCAGCAGAGUUUGCCAAAUUGAGCGUGAAGUGGAUGAUUAAAAUUAGGAAGCGGUAUCUUAAAAGAAGAGGCCAAGCUACAAACCACAUAAGCUGAAGUCACCUUGAUCCUUACAGAACUGCUACGUUAAUAGAAGUCCUCCUCAUGCCUGUGUUAAUCAUGGAGCCACCAGCAAUCCUGUACUCACUUGAAGAAAGGGAUCUUGCAGGGAGGAACAGCCUGUCAGAUUGGAACUUCUAGCCCAGAAAGAGGCUGUUUCAAGCUUAAUGAAAAAUAUCCAAUGGAUAACCUGAAUGCUAUUUAAAUACUUAAAUUAUUAAUGUUGUACAGAGCUGUCUGAUGUCUUGAGCAGGAGCAAGGUUUGUGGAAGAUAUGCCUUUCUUACUUGGUUCACUGUAUAGUUAGGCUCCAAUAGGGGACAGUUAAGACUGCACUUCUACUUUAGGCUUUUCCUUGAGGUUUUUAAAGGAGCAGAUAGGAGUGUGGUUUUUACUGAAAAUCUUGACUGUCAAAAUGUGUGGGUCACGUUUUAGAACCUCUGCACUGUAUGCAACGAAGAAAGGCAAAACCCUUAUGACUUUGGCACUAUCCCCCAGUGCUAACCAGGGUCUGACAAGCUCUCUCAUUUGUUAAAUAGCAAAUGAGACAUUAACAACUAUUUAAAACUAGUGAUUACAUUUCUUAUGGCCUAACUAGCCACCUAGUUCUCUGGCUAGAAUCUCUGUUCAGGUAUAUGUGAGUUUAGUAAUUAACCCCCAAACCACUAAUACAGAUGUACAUAGUAAGUGCCUACUCGGUAUAUUUUGAUUUCAUUAACAGGUAAAUAAAAGUUGAAUUGAUAGAAAAGGAA